Parnassius mnemosyne (clouded apollo) is the source of this 1818-nucleotide messenger RNA. The record is from the annotation of a GenBank genome assembly. NCBI's taxonomy places the organism in Eukaryota, Metazoa, Arthropoda, Insecta, Lepidoptera, Papilionidae.
AUGGAUACAAAAAACGAUGUUCACGGUGAUGAGAUCGAACUGAGCGUGCAAGGAACCACCAAACCUAGCAAAAAGACAAAAUCAGACCUGCCUGAAAGAGGAUCUUGGGGCAGUAAACUGGACUUCAUCCUCUCUGUCAUCGGCUUGGCUAUUGGACUGGGCAACGUCUGGCGGUUUCCCUAUCUUUGCUACAAAAAUGGCGGCGGAGCUUUCCUCAUACCGUACUUCCUCACGCUAUUCCUUGCUGGGAUUCCAAUGUUCUUCAUGGAGCUGGCAAUGGGACAGAUGCUGACCAUUGGUGGUUUAGGAGUAUUCAAAAUUGCGCCUAUAUUUAAAGGUAUCGGCUACGCUGCUGCAGUGAUGUCGUGCUGGAUGAAUGUCUACUACAUCGUCAUCCUCGCUUGGGCGAUCUUCUAUUUCUUCAUGUCUAUGAAAGCAGACGUGCCAUGGCGGACAUGCGACAACUACUGGAACACGCCCACUUGCGUCAAUCCCUACGACCGCAAGAACCUCACCUGCUGGUCUACAUUCGACAUGACGACACUUUGCACUCUCAACGGGAAGAACAUCAGCAAGGCUGUGCUAUCUGAUCCAGUUAAAGAAUUCUGGGAACGUCGAGCUCUUCAAAUCUCAAGUGGUAUAGAAAACAUAGGCAACAUACGCUGGGAACUCGCUGGGACCUUACUCCUCGUUUGGGUCCUCUGUUACUUCUGCAUCUGGAAGGGCGUGCGUUGGACCGGCAAAGUUGUGUACUUCACCGCCCUAUUUCCCUACUUUUUACUGACUGUUCUUUUGAUAAGAGGUAUAACGUUACCCGGUGCAAUGGAAGGCAUCAAGUUCUACAUCAUGCCAAACAUGUCGAAACUGCUUGAAUCCGAGGUCUGGAUAGAUGCUGUCACACAGAUCUUCUUUUCCUACGGUCUUGGCUUGGGGACCUUAGUCGCUCUGGGCAGCUACAAUAAGUUCACCAACAACGUUUAUAAAGACGCUUUGAUAGUCUGCACGGUAAAUUCCAGCACAUCGAUGUUCGCCGGUUUCGUAAUAUUUUCGGUGGUAGGGUUCAUGGCACACGAGCAACAGCGACCCGUUGACGAAGUAGCAGCAUCAGGGCCUGGGUUAGCUUUCUUGGCUUACCCAUCUGCAGUGCUUCAACUUCCAGGCGCACCGUUAUGGUCAUGCCUCUUUUUCUUCAUGUUACUCCUGAUCGGUUUAGACAGUCAGUUCUGUACGAUGGAGGGCUUUAUCACCGCUGUUAUUGAUGAGUGGCCUAAACUUCUGAGAAGAAGGAAGGAAAUCUUCAUCGCUAUCACCUGUGUGAUUUCAUAUUUGGUUGGACUGUCUUGUAUAUCUGAGGGUGGCAUGUACGUUUUCCAAAUUCUCGACUCGUACGCCGUGUCCGGUUUCUGUCUUUUGUUCCUGAUCUUCUUCGAGUGCGUCUCCAUCUCUUGGGCGUUCGGUGUAAACCGUUUCUACGACGGCAUUAAGGAAAUGAUCGGUUACUACCCCACCAUCUGGUGGAAAUUCUGUUGGGUUGGCUUCACUCCUGCCAUUUGUAUUAGCGUGUUUAUCUUCAACUUGGUACAAUGGACCCCUAUCAAGUACAUGAACUACGAGUACCCAUGGUGGUCGCACGCCUUCGGAUGGUUCACGGCGCUUUCUUCCAUGUUGUGCAUACCUGGUUACAUGGUCUAUCUGUGGUAUGUUACACCUGGAACCAGAAUGGAGAAAUUCCAUACAAUCGUACGGAUCCCAGAAGACGUGCCAACUCUUCGAACAAAAAUGCAAGCCGAAGAACUUGCGAAGCACACGAAGGCCUAA